AACCAGAAUGAAUUAUCAAUAAAGAGGUCGCCUGGAAGCGCUCACCAUUCACUGAUUCGGGGUGGGACCAUAGCUCAGCAGAGCACAUGCUUUGGAUCCAGAAGAUCCCAGACUCAAUUCCUGAAAACUCCAGUUAAAAGAAUUUGGUAGGAGAGCAACGGGGAGAUUUCCUCCCAAACCCGAGGAGCCACUGCCAACAAGAACAGACAUUACCGAAGCCAGAUGGACCAACAGUCUUGACCAGUGUCCUGUCUCCAAAGUUGUCUUAGAAACAUUGAAGUUCCCUUUCCAAAGACAAAAAGUCAAGCUUUCAGGGAUCAUCUCACGCACAGCACCAGCAUCUCCCAGGGUUAAGGUAACUCUGAAGAGAGAGAUCUUAGAAAAUGGAGGAUGAAGAGGGAUACAUGAGAAUACAAGCAGGAUCGAGAGAGACCUACACACAACCUGCUCCCCCAAAGGCACAAGAAUCUUCUUCAAAAUGCUGGAAAAUCACGCUGGGGGGCUUACUGGCAGGAAGCAUCGCUCUGAACGUGGGCCUAACCGCUUUUCUGCUAGUUUUCCAGAGACGUGUGCAAGAUGGUUCCUCCCCAUUGCCUUUGGCCAAUUCAUGCGACUGGGUCCCAGGAAGUUCAACAGCCAGUGUGACUCUGGAUCCAAAGACUGCUCAUCGGCGGCUUGUCCUGUCCAGAGAUCGGAAAAGCGUGAGCUGGGGACAGGAGGAGCAGAACAUUCCAAACAACACCGAGAGAUUUGAUAAGCGGGUUUGGGUGCUGGGCCAGGACGGAUUCACCACCGGGAAACACUGCUGGGAAGUUGAAGUGAAGGGCAAGGGGGAAUGGGCUGUGGGGGUUGCCAAGGAGUCUGUGAAGAGAAAAGGGUUACCGGACUUUAGCACCACCGAAGGCAUCUGGGGGAUAGGAGAAUAUUGGGGGGCUGGAAACUACCUGGCUUUCACCUCCCCACAACACACACGGCUUCAACUUGACAAAAGGCCACAGAGGAUCCGCGUGUUUCUGGACUACAUCGCACAGCAGGUGGAUUUUUUCAACCCUGAAACCAAGGUUUCACUCUACACUUUCAAUUCAGCUGCUUUUUCUGGGGAAAGGGUCUACCCUUGGUUCCGUGUGUGGAACGGGACUGAACUUGUACUACAUCCCUGAGACGCUGGAAUCAGCACAAAAGUAAUCUCUCUCUAGAGCAUUCUAGACUCUAUGACCCUGGAGGACUUACCUGAUGUUUCUCCUUAUCACCUUUAAAUGUUUUUUGAUGGUUUUAAAUUGUUUUUUAGAUGGCCUUUAAUUGUUUUUGAUGGUUUUAAUUGUUUUUAAUAAAUAGGUUUUGUUUUAUUUUAAA
This is a messenger RNA of Rhineura floridana, 1353 nucleotides long. RefSeq names its product E3 ubiquitin-protein ligase TRIM7-like. NCBI's taxonomy places the organism in Eukaryota, Metazoa, Chordata, Lepidosauria, Squamata, Rhineuridae. Gene Ontology annotation, molecular function: protein binding. The record is from RefSeq and is a predicted model, not a curated record. Bases 384 to 1160 code for a protein of 258 amino acids. The transcript is spliced from 5 exons.